AUGCGGGCAAUAGAGUGGUGCGUGUGGUGGCGCACGCGGCUGUUCUGGCUGCCCUACGGCGAUCAGGCCAUUUUCGUGGAGUCCUCGAGACUGCGCCAGAUGGGUGGCUUCGCGAACCAGCCCCUGCUGGAGGACGUGGAUCUGGUGCUGAGGCUCAAGCGGCGUGGCCGGCCGGCCAUCGUGCAGCGCUGCCUGCAGACUUCUGGGCGCAGGUGGGUCAAGACGGGCGUGGGGCUCGCGUUCGUGGCCAACCAGCUCAUACUGCUGGCGUGGGCGCUGGGCAUGGACCCGGGCACCCUGGCGUCGAUGUACUACGGGCGCGGGUGGCAGGGAAAAAGCGGGAGCAAGCCGUCGUCAGAGUAA
This is a messenger RNA of Ostreobium quekettii, 363 nucleotides long. NCBI's taxonomy places the organism in Eukaryota, Viridiplantae, Chlorophyta, Ulvophyceae, Bryopsidales, Ostreobiaceae. The record is from the annotation of a GenBank genome assembly.